Messenger RNA from Temnothorax curvispinosus, 1716 nucleotides. RefSeq lists its product as uncharacterized. The transcript has 5 exons. The record is from RefSeq and is a predicted model, not a curated record. Bases 498 to 1319 code for a protein of 273 amino acids. NCBI's taxonomy places the organism in Eukaryota, Metazoa, Arthropoda, Insecta, Hymenoptera, Formicidae.
UGUAGAUCGGCAAAGCACGUUGCAAAUUGUCUCCGUUAAACGAGCGUUAUUUCCAAUUACGUCGAGCUUUGUCAUAGUCCAAAACGAUGAACGGCGUGAUUUGGAGUAAAACGCAGAAAACUUUCGUGCCAAUUUCCAGCGUGCCGAUAUUUGCCAUGCUGCAACAAGAACGUCUUAAACAAAGUCGAGCACUGGAAACCCACAAUUUCCAACUGCGCAACUUGACUCUAACAUCUUUCCAGGAACUGCGUUUCCUCGAAUUUUACGAUAACGAUAUGAAAGUUACAGGAUUCUGCGGUGAAUUGUGGACUCUUCUUUCUAAAAAAUUGAAUUUUACGUAAGAUUAAACUGUAAUUUAAACCGCAAUUUAUUGUAUUAGAAGAUUGUUGACGAAGCUAACGACAAAUUACAUGUAAAAUCAAAGGAUACUUCAUAUUCUUAGAUUACAGCCAAUAAGAUCAAAUGAAACUAGCCUGGGUGCACCAUCGAAAGACAAGAUGAUUUUUGAGCGAGGAUUAUUGGGUAUAAUUACGCGCAAUGAAACUAUCGCGAUUCCAAAAGUCGAAUUUUCCAAUCUUCGACGUCUAGCUGCUGAUUUUACAAUGCCUUUAUGGAUGAACAGCCACCGAUUAUAUAUUCGAAAUGAGAUGACACAUGACAGCACAUGGAUGGCAAAAGUGUUCUCCUGGAAAAUAUGGUGCUUUAUAUUGGUUAUGUGUCUAUUAUUGAGCGUAUGCAGUUUUUGGUCACAAACUAUUCUCGCACGGAUCGGAAAUAAUUGCAGACGCUCGACCAUUAGCGAUCACAUCUUUUACACCUUUGGAAUGGUCUGCAAUCAAAGCAAUAUUCCGAAUGUUCUCGUUGGAAGAUCAAGAAUAUUAGAAGUAUCGCUGGGCCUCUUUUGUUCUAUAUUGUCGAUGGCAUUUGGAGCUUUGUUAUUCAUUUAUAUAACAAAAAGGAUUAACGUUAUACCGCCAUUCAAUAACUUAGAAUCUCUGCUGACCGAUACUUCAUAUGACGUUGUCACUUUGGAAGGUUCUAUUGCAGAUAUCAUGUUUAAGUUAAGCCCUAGCGAACCUUAUGCACUGGUAAGAACUGCAAAACGCGUCGUCGUUGCAUCAACAGUCGAGGAAAUGUUUAAAUUGGCAUGUAUAAAAGGUAAAAAGAAGUAUACCGUACUCCAAGGUGAAGACGAAUAUAAAGCAAGAGGUAAAAUUGAAUGUAAAGUGAUCCCAGUUGGACAAGCUUACUUCAAAAUGUGGGUAGCUUCUGGCAUUGCGAAGAAUUUUAAGUACAAACGGACCAUCGACCUCGGGUAAAAAGAGAUUAUAAUACCAUUGUAUAUAAUGCUAACGUGCUAUGUAAACAAACAAUUUUCAUGUAUACAGAAUACUCAGAUUGAAGGAAGUUGGAUUGUGGGAUGAGUUAGUAGAUCGUUGGUUAACGGAAGAAAGUGAACGUCAUUAUAAUGCUAAAGUAAAAGCGAUUAAGAUAGAGCAAGUUUCUUUAGUAAUUUUAAUGAUGUGUUGUGGAAUGAUAACAGCUUUUAUUAUUUUGAUAAUUGAAAAAAUUGUAUAUGCUUAUCAACGCAGGCUAUCGUAACUUUUCACUAAUGUUAUCACGAAUAUUUUACUUAAUUUUACUUUAUUUGCUCAAAAGAUUUAUCUACCAGCAGUUACUUAACUCACGUCUGAAAAUUCUAUUACAUUUAUGUGU